Molecule: messenger RNA, 2906 nt
Organism: Nymphaea colorata (pocket water lily)
Lineage: Eukaryota; Viridiplantae; Streptophyta; Magnoliopsida; Nymphaeales; Nymphaeaceae
Product: transketolase, chloroplastic
Exons: 7
Coding region: 296-2557 (753 amino acids)
Biological process (GO): pentose-phosphate shunt
Cellular component (GO): cytosol
Molecular function (GO): transketolase activity
Source: RefSeq, a predicted model, not a curated record
GAGAGAGAGAGAGAUAUAGAGAGAAGAGAGGAGGCGGGGGCAGCAAAGAAUUGGAGGCGCAUACGACCCCUAAAAUCGCGAUCAGAUCGCGCCACUGGUGAUAGAUAAGGGGAAAGCCCAAGAGAGGGGGUGAGGCGACUAGCUAAGCGCUGCUGUGGGGUCGCUCUUUCCUUCUUCCUCAUUCCCCUCCGCCUCCCCACUAAUCUCUAGUCUCUAAUCCAUCCACCACUCUCUCUCUCUCCCCCCCCCCCUCCUCUCUCUCCCUGAUCCGAUCAGCCACAGAACGAGGUGGGGAAUGGCUUGCUCCUCUCUGACCGUCUCCGGCGGUUCGGCGGUGAGCCGCUGCAUCAACCGGGCGCAGCAGGAGAAGCGCGGCGGGUCCGAUGCUCUCCCGCGCUUCGGCCUCACCACCUCCUUCUUUGGCUCCAACCUCAAGUCGCUGAGCGGUGGGUUGAGGAGGUCUGACGCCAAGGGAGUGAGCGUCAGCAGCAGGAAGCGAGGCGUCGUGGUGGUGCCCAAGGCGACCGCCGUGCAGACGACCUCGCCGACCGUCCAGAAGGCCGGAGACUCCCUCGUCGAGAAGUCCAUUAACACCAUCCGUUUCCUGGCCAUCGAUGCCGUGGAGAAGGCUAAUUCGGGACACCCGGGUCUCCCCAUGGGUUGUGCUCCCAUGGGUCACAUCCUCUACGACGAGAUCAUGCGCUACAACCCCAAGAAUCCUUACUGGUUUAACAGGGACCGCUUCGUGCUCUCCGCCGGCCAUGGCUGCAUGCUUCAGUACGCUCUUCUUCAUCUGGCAGGAUACGACAGCGUCAAGGAAGAGGAUCUGAAGGCUUUCCGGCAGUGGGGAAGCAGAACGCCUGGACACCCGGAAAAUUUCGAGACUCCUGGAAUCGAAGUCACAACAGGUCCUCUGGGUCAGGGUAUUGCCAAUGCUGUCGGGUUGGCACUUGCUGAGAAGCACCUUGCUGCCCGUUAUAACAAGCCAGACAUGGAGAUCGUUGAUCACUACACAUACGUUAUACUUGGUGAUGGGUGUCAAAUGGAAGGCAUUUCCAAUGAAGCCUGCUCCUUGGCGGGGCACUGGGGGCUUGGGAAGCUGAUUGCCUUCUAUGAUGACAACCACAUCUCCAUCGACGGAGACACAGAGAUUGCAUUCACUGAGAGUGUUGAUACCCGCUUUGAGGGAUUGGGGUGGCAUGUUAUCUGGGUCAAGAAUGGGAACACUGGAUAUGAUGACAUCCGAGCUGCCAUUGAAGAGGCAAAGGCUGUUAAAGACAAGCCCACUCUGAUCAAGGUGACAACAACCAUAGGUUAUGGCUCGCCCAACAAGGCCAACUCAUACAGUGUGCAUGGUAGUGCGUUGGGUGGCAAGGAAGUCGAGGCAACCAGGCAGAAUCUUGGAUGGCCAUAUGAGCCUUUCCAGGUGCCUGAUGAUGUGAAGAGUCACUGGAGCCGUCACACACCCCAAGGAGCUGCAUUGGAAGCUGAAUGGCAGGCCAAAUUCGCAGAGUAUGAGAAGAAGUACAAGGAAGAAGCAGCUGAGUUUAAGCAGCUUAUUUCUGGCCAACUUCCAGAUGGCUGGGAUAAGGCUCUGCCGACAUACACACCGGAAAGUCCUGCUGAUGCAACCAGGAAUCUUUCUCAACAAUGCCUCAACGCACUUGCGAAAGCACUCCCUGGUCUCCUUGGUGGUAGCGCCGAUCUUGCAUCUUCCAACAUGACCCUGCUCAAGAUGUUCGGGGACUUCCAAAAGGACGCCCCCGAGGAACGUAAUGUCCGUUUUGGAGUAAGAGAACACGCCAUGGGAGCCAUCUGCAACGGAAUUGCGCUCCACGGCGGUGGGCUCAUCCCGUACUGCGCAACCUUCUUUGUCUUCACCGACUACAUGAGGGCUGCCAUGAGAAUCUCUGCCUUGAGUGAGGCAGGGGUGAUCUACGUGAUGACCCACGAUUCCAUUGGUCUCGGAGAAGAUGGUCCGACCCACCAGCCAGUGGAGCACUUGGCGAGCUUCAGGGCGAUGCCCAACAUUUUGAUGCUCCGUCCUGCCGACGGCAACGAGACAGCCGGCGCUUACAAGGUCGCUGUCCUCAACAGGAAGACGCCCUCUAUCCUCGCCCUCUCGCGUCAAAAGCUUCCGCAGCUGCCCGGAACCAGCAUCGAGGGGGUUGAGAAGGGAGGAUACAUUAUCAGCGACAACUCCUCGGGGAACAAGCCGGACGUCAUCCUGAUCGGCACUGGCUCAGAGUUGGAGAUCGCUGCAAAGGCCGCCGAUGCUCUGAGGAAGGAAGGUAAGGCCGUCCGAGUGGUCUCCUUCGUUUCAUGGGAGCUGUUCGAUGCGCAGUCUGACGAGUACAAGGAGAGCGUCCUGCCGCAGGCCGUGACGGCCAGGGUGAGCGUGGAAGCAGGAUCGACGUUUGGGUGGGAGAAGAUCGUGGGGCCAAAGGGGAAGGCCAUUGGAAUAGACCGCUUCGGCGCCAGUGCUCCCGCCGGAAUCCUCUACAAGGAGUUCGGCAUAACGGUCGAUAACGUCAUUGCAACUGCGAAAUCCUUGUAGAAACACCGGCGGUUAGUGGGGUUGCCUUCUCGGAGAGAGGGGCACGUUGGUCUUGGGUUCUGCCGUAGCUCUCUCCUGUUUACCACCGGAUAUGACGCGCUGAAGAAAGGUUGGCUCAACGUCCAUGGCCCCUAAAUAAACGUAAGAAAAACCAGAAAAAAAAAAAACCAGUUUCUUUUCUUCUUUUGCUUGGUGGAAUAGAUGGAAGCGGUCUUUAGGUUCUGUAGGUUCUAAGAAGAUGAGAGGAACGAGGUUCCCCUCCCUUCCCUUUUUUGCCUUUUCUUGAUUGUUGAACAUUGUUCUCUACUCGAUUGUGAUGUUAAGAUGAACCUUACCUCUGUUGUGUGAA